AUGCUCACCUUAGUGCUUUCUAGAAAGACUCCACAUGAAAUGCUCUACAAAAUUUUACCCUCCUACACCCAUUUGCGUGUCCUCGGGUGCCUUUGUUAUGCCAACCAAACAGCUCACACACAUAAGUUUGAUGCUAGGGCUCGUAGAUGCAUUUUUGUGGGUUAUCCGUCUGGCCAAAAGGCAUAUCGCCUAUUUGAUCUCAAAACACAUCAAUUCUUCUCCAGCCGAGAUGUAGUUUCUCAUGAACAUGUAUUCCCACUCUCAGAUAUUUCCCAUGAUACACAACUAGAGGUACCUCAAGCUCCAGUUUUACCAUCCAUCCCAAUCAAUCAAGACACCUAUUCACUUGAACCCAACCAAUCAAACCCACCAUUUGAGCCACCCAUUGUUGAUCCACAUACCCAGCCUAUGUCUUCACCCGCACCAUCCAAUUCUUCUCCAAUUAACCUUCUUCGUGAAUCUUCCUCAGUACCUGAACCUUCUUCGAUGACCUUUCCUACACCUAACAGGCCUUCUACACCGUCACCUCCACCACAAGAACCUCGUCGUGGCAUGCGCCCCAAGAUACCCAAUGUGCGCCUUUGCCACUACGAUUGCUCACAGGUGACGACCCCCAAACCCAAUUCAACAUCUUCUUCCAAGUCAGGUACUUGUUACCCUUUUUCUAAAUAUCUUUCUUGUUCUCACUUGUCACCAUCACAUCGCACUUUUAUCCACAAUAUCACUACAAGUGUUGAACCCACCUCUUUUGCACAAGCUAAUCUUGAUCCCAAGUGGCGUGAAGCCAUGGAAGUUGAAUUGCAGGCCUUUGCAAACAAUCAGACCUGGACGCUUACACCUUUGCCUCCUGGUAAGCGGGCCAUUGGCAGCAAGUGGGUAUAA
Prunus armeniaca (apricot) is the source of this 882-nucleotide messenger RNA. The record is from the annotation of a GenBank genome assembly. Lineage: Eukaryota; Viridiplantae; Streptophyta; Magnoliopsida; Rosales; Rosaceae.